CUCACCACACAUAGUUUUUCGCGGUCGGACGGCUGUCAGCGCACAGAAGAUGGUGGCGGCUGCGGGCACUGCGCUGUCCACCGCACCUGGAUGGCGCAAAGAGCGUCUCAUUCGGGCGCACAAGCUGCCGCGGUGCGCCGAUAAGGAGACAGGACAAUCUCACUGAGGGGAGAAUCAGGAAAACUGGACGAUGCAACAGCCCUGAUCCAUCAUCAUCAUUUUCUUGGAUUCAUGUGGAGGCGUUUGGAGACAUUUUGCGCAUUUCACUCAGUUCCGAUGGAACCGGCUGGGUGAAGGCUGCGCCGUGGUGACCCACGGGACCGUGGCGAGGGGGGCGUAUAGCGGAGGUGGAGUCCUUCCAAUUACACCGACUCUCUCCGGGCUUUAGUCGCCUGCCAUUCAGGGGGAAACUGAGGUGCCGUGGGCAAACUUUACUUGAGCGCACGGGAAUGAUUGGACGAUACCUCACCCAGUCUGCUCAAGGUUGUGUUUGCUCCACAACUGUCCGACGGAGAGUGAACCUUCAGCCGGGGACCCGUGUGAUUUAAAUAUCGGGACAGUCUGGUAAUUGUCUUUCUGGGGUUGAAUUGGCGACAUGUGUGGAUAGAAUGCAAUGCUGAUGCAACACUGAAGCGAAACGGAUUGGUGCAUGUCUCCUUUGGAGCGUGUUUACGCGCGUGUAACCCUCAGUGUAACGCUCCCGCAAUAUAAACAGUCUCUCGUCGGUUGCGUGUGUCUCCCGCAGAUUCGCUGCGUUGCGGUGAAGACUCCGGAGCUGCCGAUUAGGCCCCGCAACGAGGAGCAUGUGGGUAUAAAUAAAGGCUAUGGCGGCGGCUCCUCCGUUCGUGUGUUUAAAGUUAGAAACGGACCUUGCUGAAUAGCUCUCGCUUAUUCGAAGUCGCCGGACGAAAAGAGUUCAGUUUAGCCCUUUAAACAAGAUGCGGAUUGGAAAGUGAAUGAACGAUAAGGGACAAGGCGUGCACCAGUAGCCAACCUACCACCACUUCAAACUGGACUCACGUAUGGUUUCCCUUCACAUUUUCCCUUCACUCGCCCGGUUUUGGAGUCCAAUCAUCCUUUUCCGAAGUUCUUUUCCAGUGAGUGGAGCGGUUCAGUGCGGGCAGCUGAUUGGAGAUGGACUGAAACUGCAGAACCUCGCAGCCUCGAGUGCGUCAAAACAGACGGGGACGUAGAGGAAUGCAGGCAUUGACGUCAGGAGGGGCAGUAAUGAACUCCUCCGAAUCUGUGGAAGGUCUGCCAGAGUUUCACAGCCGCGAAGCAUUCACACUCACUGGACCUUUCUCUGACGAACUUCGUUGUUUGGGUUCUCCUCUCGCGCCAGUGUAGUGUUUGGUUUUGGACAGAAUAGAAAGCAACAUGGCAUCGCCCCAACAUCAACAGCUCUUGCCUCACAGCACAGAAGUCAGCUGCGACUCAAGUGGCGAUGGAGGCGCCUCGGUGAGAAUUGCCAGCGGCGUCAAGCACAAGCACGGAGGCGGGCCGCUGGGCGCCAUCGGCGGCGGCGUCAUCGGGGGCUCCAAGCGCUGCAAGUACAGCAUCUCCUCCAGCUGCAGCUCGGGCGAGUCGGGCGUCCGGAGGCCGGCGGUCAAGAGCUUCCGCUCGCACAGGAGGAUGCCGCAGCUCUUCGAGAGGUCCGCGGGUCAUUUCUGGGACCCGAAGUUCGACUCGUCGAUCCUGGAGGAGGCCUGCAGGGAGCGGUGCUUCCCUCAGACCCAGCGGCGCUUCCGCUACGUGCUCUUCUACCUGAUUGCCGCUGGCCUCCUCUGGGGGCUGUACUUCGCCGCCAACCCUUCCCGCUGCGACAGGACAGUGUUCCUCAUUCCCACGGCUUCCUUCCUCCUCUUCUGCCUCCUGCUCUUCCUCCUGACGUUCACCAAGCUCUACGCCUACUGCUACAACCAGGCGUCUCUGCUGCUCAUUGCCGUGACCUUCAGCCUCACUCUGGCCCCUCAGAUCCAGACAUGCGCCUACAUGGACCCAGAGGCUCCUACACCGGAGCUUGAACUGGAUGAUUUCAGUGGGAUGGGUCCCACCUACAAUCUGUCCCUUGAAAAGCUUGUGAGCGGAAGCACACGGACCCCUUGUCUUUCUCCUGUGGGGAUGUUCUCUCUCUGUAUCGAGGUUCUUCUGUUGCUCUACAGCGUUUUACACGUUCGCCUCUACGCUUCUGUCAUACUUGGGCUCCUCUACUCUGUCUUUUUCGAGUGCUUGGGCUGGUGGCACCUGAUCCGGGACGGGCAGAGCUCGAGCGCGGCCUCCCAGUCCGACUGGGACAUGCUAACCUGGCUGGGCCCGGCCAAGGCGCUGCUCCACCUCUGCGCCCACGCCAUCGGCAUCCACCUGUUCAUCAUGUCGGAGGUGCGUUCGCGGAGCACCUUCCUUAAAGUGGGGCAGGCCAUCAUGCACGGCAAGGAUCUGGAGGUGGAGAAGGCCCUGAAGGAGCGAAUGAUCCACUCGGUCAUGCCCAGGAUCGUGGCGGAUGAGCUGAUGAAGCAGGGCGACGAGGAGCUGGGCGAUCAUUCUGUGAAGCGGUACUCCACCAGCGGUGCCGCCGCCGCCAUCUCCAGCCCGAAAAACAACAAGCGCAAGAAGACCUCCAUCCCCCGUGGCCAGAUCAUCUUCAGGCCCUUCAACAUGAAGCGGAUGGAGCCCGUCAGCAUCCUCUUCGCCGACAUUGUGGGCUUCACCAAAAUGUCCGCCAACAAGUCCGCCCACGCCCUCGUGGGGCUCCUGAACGACUUGUUCGGACGCUUCGAUAGACUGUGCGAGCUCACGGGGUGCGAGAAGAUCAGCACCUUAGGGGACUGUUACUACUGCGUGGCUGGCUGCCCUGAGCCCAGGCCCGACCACGCCUACUGCUGCGUGGAGAUGGGCCUCGGCAUGAUCCAGGCCAUUGAGCAGUUCUGCCAGGAGAAGCGGGAGAUGGUGAACAUGCGCGUGGGCGUCCACACCGGCACGGUGCUGUGCGGGAUCCUGGGCAUGAAGCGCUUCAAGUUCGACGUGUGGUCCAACGACGUCAACCUGGCCAACCUGAUGGAGCAGCUGGGCGUGGCCGGGAAGGUGCACCUGUCGCAGGCCACCGCCAACUUCCUGGACGGCCGCUACCAGCACGAGGACGGGCAGGUCAACGAGAGGAUAGGGCCCAGCGUGGUGGCCGACCAGCUCAAAGGCAUGAAGACUUAUCUGAUCUCUGCCAGGAAGCUGGAGCCGCGCUCUCACUGUAGCUGCACUCAGCUGGUGCUGUCUGGACCGGAGCCUCCGGAUCCCCGGUACCCCGUGCCCAGGGUGCACACACCUGACGGAGCCCCUUCGGCCUGCAUCUUGGCUCCCGACCAAGCUAUGUCUCCCUGUCUGUCAUGCAGCGUAGUCCUGAUACCAGGGGAGAAUCAAGUUCAGGAGGAGGAAGCGGUGCACAAUGGCUGCCAUGACAACCACAAGAACAACAGCAACAAGGACUCUUCAAGCCUGAAACGUUCCCCGGCGGUUUCUGCGGGACGCGGCCCGAAGGCCCUGAACGGCCUGCUCAGCCCGCAGCUGGAAGCGCUGAACAACAGCCAGACGUCCCUGUGCGAGAUGCUGCAGGAGAAGGAGAAGAAGACGUGGAGCGGCGGAGCCAUGAGCAUGGACCACUCGGCCCUGAUCCCGCUGCGCUCCAAGAACUUCAGGGAGAGGAGCGACGCGCACUUUGUGGAUGUGAUCAAAGAGGACAGCCUUAUGAAGGAUUAUUUCUACAAGCCUCCUAUAAACCAGCUGAGUCUCACCUUUCCAGAGAGAAGCCUGGAGUCUGCUUACCGGACCAGCUACCAGGAGGAGGUGGAGUCCCAGGUGGCAGUGCAGACGUUCGCCAGCCCCACGUUUAGCUCCUUCUUGGACAUGCUGCUGUGCUCCUCCGUCUUCCUGGCCCUUUCCCUCGCCUGCUUCCUCCGACCUCUCGUCACGCAGCAGACUCCGUCCACUCCGGCGCUCGUCGUCACGUCGGCGGCCGCCCUGAUCGAGGCUCUGGCUCUGCUGUUCGCUACGCGCAUGGCCUUCUACCUGGAUGGUGCACUGACCUGUACCCGGGUGCUGAUGAGAGCGAUCGCAGGCUGGAUACCUCGUCACUUCAUAGGAGCGCUCCUGGUGUCCUUGCCUGCUGCUGCUGUCUUCGCCCAUGUCUCCUGUGACAUGCAUUUGUCCUUCCAGUUUACCAUGUUCCUCUGCUGUGCUGUCAUCAUCACCAUCAUUCAGUACUGCAACUUCUGCCAGCUCAGCUACUGGAUGCGCUCGACUGUGGCGACGCUGGUGGGGCUGGCGCUACUUGUCUUGCUGUUCAGCUCCCCCUGCAGUGUUGCUAAGAGUCUGUUCUUCUGGCCUGUUGGGCAGAAUAUCAGCAACGGCUCCGCCAUCGCGUCUGACGGGCCAGCAGAAUCAGACCCACAACCCCACCCACGAGACCUGCUGGGCCCCGAGGUCUGCGUGGCCUUUUUCCUGCUCCUGCUCCUGGUGUGGUUCCUCAACCGCGAGUUCGAGGUCAGUUACCGACUGCAUUACCACGGCAACGUGGAGGCGGAUCAACACCGAAUCAAGAUCCAGAACAUGAGGGACCAGGCCGACUGGCUGCUUCGCAACAUCAUCCCCAUCCACGUGGCGGAGCAGCUGAAGGUCACGCAGAGCUACUCCAAGAACCACGACAACGUGGGCGUAAUAUUUGCCAGUAUUGUGAACUUCAGUGAGUUUUACGAGGAAAGCUACGAGGGGGGCAAGGAGUGCUACCGGGUUCUCAAUGAGCUGAUCGGCGACUUCGACGAGCUGUUGCGGAAACCGAGUUUUGCGAACAUCGAGAAGAUCAAGACCAUCGGGGCCACGUACAUGGCGGCAGCAGGCCUCAACGCGCAGCAGUGUGCGGACGCGGCGCACCCCCACGCCCACCUCCGCGCCCUCUUCGAGUUCUCGCUGGAGAUGAUGCGCGUGGUGGACGACUUCAACAAGAACAUGCUGGGCUUCGGCUUCAAGCUCCGCAUCGGCUUCAACCACGGGCCCCUGACGGCAGGCGUGAUCGGCACCACCAAGCUCCUCUACGACAUCUGGGGCGACACGGUCAACAUCGCCAGUCGCAUGGACACGACGGGCGUGGAGUGCCGCGUGCAGGUCAGCGAGGAGAGCUACUGCGUGCUCAGCGGCAUGGAUUACGAGUUCGAUUACCGCGGCACGGUCAAUGUCAAGGGCAAGGGGCAGAUGAAGACCUUCCUGUACCCCAAGAGCAGCGACAGCGGCCCUGUGCCCCAGUACCAGCUUUCCGUUUCGCCGGAGAUCCGUGCACAAGUGGACGGCAGCAUCGGACGCUCCCCCACUGAUGAGAUUGCCAGCAUGGUGCCCACAACCAGCGCCACCACCAGGAACACCAGCACCAUAGUAGCCAGUGCCAGCGCUGGGUCCUCGGCCGCAGGGCUUCAUGACAAAGGGGCGGGCAGCCGGGAGAGACGCCCCUCUGCAGACGCCCACGCCAGACGGUCGGUGUCUCACAGUGGCCUGACGUGUAUACCCGUCACCCACCUAGAGGGGCCGACCGCUCAGCAGCUCAACGUGUCGGCCCAGCAAGCGGUCAAAGACGCCAGGAAAACCAGUCAUGACGGCAAUGCUGGGGAAUUAACCAGACUUUAAGAUAAUCGCUACGGUGGAACUUAUCCUUAACCUUUUACCCUUUAAUCUGUUGCUCCUGCCUGUUUUGUAGAAUGUCUGCAUCCACACUGCAGGUUUUUGAUAGGCUGAUAUCAUCAGUAGAGCACCAUCAGGCAGGAACACAUGGAGGAUAUGGGAGAUGACACCGAAUCUUCACUUGCCUGCUAUCGACCUACUUGAUUCUCUUUGAACCUUUAAUAUUCCGUCUAUAAUUACUUUCAUGCAAUUUAAGUGCCUAUAGGGUAGAAACAUGUAGACUAAGCCUUUCUAAGGGAAGAACAACAAAAGUAGAAACGUGUAAAUUGUUUCGGAAUUUCUUUACAUUCUUACACUUUUACUUCAUAAACAUUUUGCUAUAAUAUUUUGCCUUUUAAAUUUAAAGGAGAACUCAAGGCGAGAUCAACAUAAAAUGUGCUACGAUAUGAGAAGCGUCACAUUAUCUGUCAAAAGAAGGAAAAUUACAUGUUGCACCAAAAUACCAAAACUGCACUAAAAUUGCUUCACGAAAGUCACAACUGAGACUAAUGGGCACAUGCUGAGGGCAUAUGGUUCUGGGCUUAUUUGCAUGCGUGUGUGUGUGUGUGUGUGUGUGUGUGUGUGUGUGUGUGUGUGUGUGUGUGUGUGUGUGUGUUUGUUUGUAUGUAUGCGUCUGUACAGUAACAUGAUCGUACAAGGUUUGACGAGGAGAGAUGCCUGUUAGUGGCUCGACUGAGUUGAUGAAACUGCAGGAUGACAGACAUUUAAGGAACGUGGUCGGGGUGGAAAUAAAGUCUUCUCGCUGAUGCCGCAGUUUUUUCUCCGGCCCACUUAAGGUCCUUGUAUUGCCUUAGUACUGAGGCCUGAUGGUCUCAGCUACACUUAAUCAGCAUGCUUGCAACAACAGCACCGUAGAUGAGGCUGACUGUCACUACUUUUUGUGUUCUCCCAUGUGAUCCAGGUGCCUGUGAAACUCAAGCUGUGUUUAGUGAGGAAACGUGUUUGAAUGGAUCCUACAGGACACUGCUGUGCCUGCGAGUGUCUUUAGUCCUGACUUUAGAUGGAUUAGAGCAAACCGCUGCCUUUGGUUUGCUAUGGGUUACACUGUGUGUUAGUUAAUAGUGCUAUUAAGACAUGGAUAAUCAAAGUGGAAUGUCACAAAUCAAAAACUGAUGUGUUUAAUGUAUUUAUUGUAACUCAAACUUCAGCUCUGUUCAAUAGCUGCUUCUUGUCAGUAGAAUUGUUGCUUUUGCCUUCAUUGGUUUCAUGCACUUCUAACAGAUCUUUGGGAAAUCAAAUGUAUUGAACUUUAUUAUACUUUGUUUUGCAUUUCCCCUCUCUUCCUGUUUCUAGCAAAAAGGAUUGUGUGCUCAGAUGCAAAAGGGUAAAACCAUGAAAUUCUCUGUCGUAUUGUUGACAUUUAAAUAUUGUGGACAGCAGAUUAACAACCCCAUACAUUUAUCAUUUCAUGUCUGCUUUAGGUAGAGAAGCAAAAACAUUGGCACAAACAGACAAUUUGCCUUUUUUCAUCAUACAAUAUAUUCAUUUCAGUUAAAUUAGUUUUUCUAUUUGUAAAAUGCAUGUAGCUUGUGCCUUUUGACUUUUACGUUGAUUCCCCCUGCCAAUGUUUCUUCUUUAGUUUUGAGGGUGAUACAAUUUAAGCAGUGCCUUUUCCUUAUAUUAAAAGGAAAUGUACACAUACUAGUCAUUCAAAAUUAUUUGGCCUAAUUGCAUUUUUUGGAUUUCAUUAUUGUUUUGCUUGGCCCCUCUAUUUCUACUGUACUUAUUGUUCAAAUGGAGUGAGAGUCAUUGUUCUAAAUGCAAUAAUAGGAGUUAAAAGGGAAAAAGAAAACUAACUUAUUUUUGCUGAUGAGCACACAACCCUGUACCAGGCCAAAAUGUAUUACGUGUUAUAUUACAAUAAAGGAAUGCUCAGAGUAAUUAUCCAGUAGUGUGUGUUCAAUAGAAGUCAUACGUUUACAGUUUAAAUAUUUUAGUUACAUUUCCCGUGUUUUUUAAUCUUUAUAAGCUCUUUUGAAUAUGGUUUUUAUGAAGUUUGAAUAUUUCGUUGUCAAUCAGCAGAAUAUUUGCAAACUCUGACACAAAAGGGUCACAUUCCUUAUUUAGUCACUUUUUUCUUUUGUGACAAAAAAUAGCUUUUUUUGAAUUUGUUGAAAAGGGAAUUUUUUAAUACCAAAGAGUGUUACUACUAUCUGACCAUCAAAUUAACUUUUUGUAUGCUAUGUCCUUUCAUUAAUUUGCAAGUUAGGCACAUUCAAGAAAAGCAAUUUAGCUUAAAUAGUCACAGUUAAAACACACAAGGCACCCAUUUUUUGUGCAGGAUGCCCUUAUAAUGUAUAGUGUUGGAGCAUUUUCUAUUAUUUAUAUAGAUGCAUGUACUACAGUGUUGAAUCGCAUAAAGAAUUGGGUACUUUUAACUAUGUUGGAACAAAGAUUUCUGCUUGUCUGCAUGUAUGUAAAAAAAACUUGAGUGUUUGUAUAACGUGGGAUUGUGUGGUUUGGAAAGGAUUGCAGUGUGGAUGUUUGAAAUAACAUUAUUAUCUCAGAAACUAUGAAGUGUUAGGUCAGUAUGUCUUCAAUUUAGACACUAUCAAACUGGCUAUAAACUGCGUAAGACAAGACUUGAUAGAUGCCAGGAGGUAUGAAGUACAGUAUGUAGAGUUAGUAGGAUUGUUGCUUUUUCAGAAAGGUUUUGUAUAUAUUAAUUAAUUAAUAGGCUGCGUAUGAAGGUUUAAAUUGAAUAAAGUCAGUUGCAAAUGUU
Messenger RNA from Betta splendens (Siamese fighting fish), 8437 nucleotides. RefSeq names its product adenylate cyclase type 9-like. The transcript has 10 exons. Gene Ontology annotation, molecular function: adenylate cyclase activity. Gene Ontology annotation, biological process: cyclic nucleotide biosynthetic process; intracellular signal transduction; adenylate cyclase-activating G protein-coupled receptor signaling pathway. The record is from RefSeq and is a predicted model, not a curated record. Bases 1378 to 5661 code for a protein of 1427 amino acids. NCBI's taxonomy places the organism in Eukaryota, Metazoa, Chordata, Actinopteri, Anabantiformes, Osphronemidae.